AUGUGUGGUAGUGGACGCUGUAAAAUAAUUGAGACAGUGUCGACGAUAUUGGCGUUAUGGAUGGUGUCCGCAUCGCUGUGGUCGUCGUUCUCCUACAGUUUGCCGAGGGGUCACUGAUUGAAAUAGGAGUAGUGUCGGGAAAUGCUGACGCCAUACAAGUCAUCACCAAUAACGUAACAGGUCAUGUGGGACGCGUACACUGGUUCGAGGAAAGACGUGGGUCUAUUUUCUAUAAAGCAGCUCAAAUUUCAAGUAUGCGGACCUACAACUUGGACCUCAUCAUAGCACCACACCCUUUGAGAGGACAGUUGGUGGAAGUAAUUAGUCCGGGAUUGGUACACGAGGAGUCGUGGCUUGAUUUUUAUAGAAAUGAUCCCUCAUCUAGCCCGGCGUACCUCUCAGUGCCCCAUCUUGCAGACCACCUCCACCACGCCAACAACGUCAUCAGCAGGCUUUUGUGGACAACGACGACGAUAUUCAGCGACAGGGAGAACCGCUUUGAUUCGCAUAGACUGGCAAGUGAACUGUCGAGACUUGGUGUCAAGUCAAAACUGGUCUUCGUGAAGACAGACAGAAGUAACUUCAAGUUCCUGAAACAUUUCAUGGACAUCAUUGGAAUGGAUAAGAUCAAACACAGGCUCAGGUUCGUUCUGAUGUGUUCCUUACCACUUGUCAAGCAAAUACUUAGAGAGGCUGAAGACUGGGACAAGUAUUAUGGGAAAGGUUCCUUGUUCCGACACUUCUCUCAGUGGCUGUUGCUUCUGCCCCGAUCUUCUCUGGGAGCGAUAGAGGGCAUGGACCUGAAGCUUGAUCAUGUCGCCGUCAUCAGCAGGUCAGACAGGGACUUCGAAGUCGGACAACUAUCCCAGUGGGUGGUGAACACAAUGGUGGAAGUUCUGUCGUUAAACCACAUGUACAACAGAUCUGAUGCCACGGACACCUUUCUUCAAAUUGUCAGAAAAGAGCACGACGCAAGAACAAUGAACACUAUGCUACACACGUUGCUGUGGAAACCUCAUGGCCGGAAGUUGUCCCAAGUCCAGCGCUCGCGGUAUGAUACAUCCCUCAAUGAUGUGUUCCCGAAUCUGAAACUAGGAUUAAACCAACGAGAGCUAAGAACCGGGGGUCUUGAGGGUAUACCGUUUGUAAAGAGACAUGAAAGAAAUGGAAAACUCACCUUCACACACGCGAGCAUCGACCUGCUCGACCACCUGAAAAGUGUCCUAAAUUUUACGUAUUCCUUCACUGAGCCGGCCGACGGGGAAUGGGGACUUCCGGUUUCCGGAGACCUCAACAAUUAUACAGGACUUCUUGGCAUGCUGCAGAGAGAGGAAAUAGAUUUAAUUGCCAAUCCAAUGGGCUACUCGGGUGAACGGGAUUACGUCGCCGACUUCCUUCCAUUUGUCCAUGAGUCGUACAACGGGAUGAUAUUGAGGGAUACUCAGGGCAGUUCCAAGUUGUCAAGUGCCCUGACCGAUCCGUUCCGUUGGCAGGUGUAUGCUGUGGGAGGAGGGACUCUCCUGGGUGUCCUUCUGCUGUAUCUUGCAAUAGAAUGGAGUAACCCAUUCUACCAAGAUACAACAUCUGUCGCCAAACGAUUGAAGCCAGCAGGUGCACUUGACACAGCGGUGUAUCUUUUUGGCUCAGCACUUCAUCAGGGAGGUGUCCAUCUUCCCGUAUCUAGUUCUGGACGAAUCCUGGUCAGCUUCUGGUGGCUGUUCAUUAUAGUGAUGACGUCAGCCUACAGUGGCAAUCUAAUUGCAUCGCUCACCGUCACAAGAAAAACACCCCCAUUUUCAAGUUUGGAAGACGUGUUCACAGAUGCGAACCUAAAGAUCGGUUUGUUGGGAGGAGUUAUCCUGCAUAGAACUAUCGAGACUUCUAACGACAGUAAACUAAUAGGGUUAUGGGAAAGGAUUGUGGCUUCCAAAGACGCGGACAAUGACAUCUUCAAUCACAACAUCUCCGUACAUAUGAAGAAGGUUAUGACGGAAAAUUAUGCCUUCCUGAACGACGUAUUCGAAUUAGAAGUGUACGUGAAAACCUUAUGCGACGUUUAUAUAUUGAAGGAACAAUUUUUACCCCAACAAUACAGUCUCCUUCUGCAACAAGGUUCUCCACUUACAGAUAUGUUCUCUAAAGAAAUCCUCACAGUGCGGGAAAUCGGCUUGAUGGAGUACUGGCUUAGGAAGUGGAAUCCCAAGCUAAACGAUAGUGCAUGCCCUUCCACUGAGAAAGGGGCAAAGCCUAUAGGCCUAGAGAAGUUGGCGGCAGCGCUACUCGCCCUCCUGGUUGGGGUACUGUUUUCGGGUAUGUGCCUUCUCAUUGAGCUGGUCGUCAAAGCAUCAACAUAAAUGCUGUGAGACAAAUAGUUCACAAAACGACAGACAACCGAGGCGCCUCGUCCCAGAAGCACUCAUCUCUUCUCUGUGGUUUCAUCGCUGUUUCACCCAUACCAGAAGAUGUAAUCAAUAUCAGUGGUUGAUUUGAUCACAUUGCUUGUGAUCUGGAUCUGCAGUUGGAUGUGACGUUAAAAUGGGAUUAAUCUCGACGUCAAUACGAGUUCUAUGUAAAGGGACGUUUCAUUGUAUAAAUUACAUCAUGCAUGAGGCAACAAAGCAUUGUAUCCAGAAGUGUGCUAUGUAAGAUCUGCUCGAAAAAUGGUUGGGACAUUUAUUUGACUAAAUACUGGCGUUUCGUUUGGACAGUCGAAUCAUAUGUUGCAAUACUUUGUUUUCUCAUCUUUAUUGAACAUUAAUACGUAGUCAUCAAUCAUUUAAUUUCAGUCAACAUGAGUUUGCAUGCACAACGUCAAGAUUAUUGUACUAAACAGAUUUGGAUUAAGAAUCGUUUAUCACUCCAUAGAUCACCAACGGUGGUACAAGAGCAUGAAAUGUCAAAAGUAAUAUGAUACAAAUGACACAAAUAAUAUGAUACAAAUGACACUUCAACAGUUCCUAAAGUUUGUUUGUUUGUUUAACGCUGCACUGACAUCGAUCAACGCAAUUAGGAUAUAAUGACUUGCAUCAUGAGAGUCAGCAAUCCUGACUAAUCGAUCCCGUUAGUCGACUCGCACAACAAUCCUAGUAGCCUCUUAUGACGUUCAUACAAGUGUAUCAAGCUAAUUAUACUUUUUUAUUUGUUUUCAAAAAGUCUACUACGUGUGAAUUCAAAAUAGGCUAGGUGUUUUAAUUCUUUUACGCUGUUAGAAUUGAGCCUGAAUUUACAUUUAUAGAUAAUUCAGCCAUUUAAGACAAUUUUCUUGUGUACGUGACACUCAGGUGAGUGAUUGCAUUACAUUGAAAUAAGUAAUGAAACUCAUCUGGAACAGUGGGCGAGUCACACUUCUUACAUAAUCUGUUUCCCUUGAACUUCUGUUCCAGUGGCGUGUCCUCACGGAGAAGUUGCGAUUUGUUCUUCUAAAUUUCAAAAUUGGAUAGGAUAUAGAUUUUGGUGGUAAUAUUUUUCAAGAGCUGGCGAAUAUUUAGAUACAUACGAGGUAGGUAUCAACAAGGUUUUGGGCCUAACAUAUUUAGGAUAGGCAGAUGCUUAAAACCAGUUUAGAGGUUAAUCAGCACUAUAAUAGCAUAACAUCACCGAGAAUAUUAGCACACAAACGGUAAUAGUUUGCUUUUGGAGAAAGACCGAGGAAGGAUACCCCCUUGCGAUGUCACAAUGGACAAAACUAAGUGCUGAGUAGUUAUCACGUUCUGGUUCUGGAGGGUCAGUCCGCAAAAUGCAUCGAAGAGCGACUGAUUGCUGUUUUGUAGAACACCGGUCCAUCAAUUGCCACGAAUGUGGCUUCGAAGUCUUGCCUGAUCUACCCUGAUCCUGAUCCUGAUCCCCUGACUUGGCACCAAGUGGAUAUCAUCUUUUUCCAAAUUUGAAAAAAAACCCUGCUGUUUAGGAUUGGUUGGGGGACCAAGUAAAACCCUUCUGUAGACAUAAAUGGCCGGCAGACCAGAUGGAAAGCGUGCACAGAACUUCGAGGGGACUUUUUUGAGAAAUAAUUAUAUCUUACAUAAGAAUUUCAACUCAAUCUAUGCUAAGCUUAAAACGUUUUCAUACCCCUUUGCACUUCUCAAGUUUUGACAUAAUUGACAACUGAAUAUUCGCUCCACUGUUGAGUUGAGACAUUUAGCAUUGUAAUUUUCAAGUGAAUAAAAUCCUU
Molecule: messenger RNA, 4171 nt
Organism: Haliotis rufescens (red abalone)
Lineage: Eukaryota; Metazoa; Mollusca; Gastropoda; Lepetellida; Haliotidae
Product: glutamate receptor ionotropic, delta-2-like
Exons: 13
Coding region: 57-2354 (765 amino acids)
Cellular component (GO): membrane
Molecular function (GO): glutamate-gated receptor activity
Source: RefSeq, a predicted model, not a curated record